Candidozyma haemuli is the source of this 873-nucleotide messenger RNA. RefSeq names its product mitochondrial 54S ribosomal protein uL22m. Gene Ontology annotation, biological process: ribosome assembly; translation. The transcript has a single exon. Gene Ontology annotation, molecular function: structural constituent of ribosome. Gene Ontology annotation, cellular component: ribosome; mitochondrial large ribosomal subunit. The record is from RefSeq and is a predicted model, not a curated record. Bases 1 to 873 code for a protein of 290 amino acids. NCBI's taxonomy places the organism in Eukaryota, Fungi, Ascomycota, Pichiomycetes, Serinales, Metschnikowiaceae.
AUGUUCAGACAGCUUGGAUGGAUCUCGGCGAGAGCUGGCCACGUGCUACGUACCAGCAGCCCACUUGUAUCCCAACCAAGCAUUGCCAGAUCACUUCAUUCCACCAGCAGGCCGUUCGCUCAAGGCAGUUUGUUCGGAUCGAUCACUGAAGAGGAACCAGAAGCUCCAGCCAAGCCAGAGGAGGAAGCAAAGACUGGCGAAAAACCACUCCCCAAAGAUGAUAAACCUUUGCAGGAACACUACCUUAAAGAAGUCAAAGAAAAACAGCUCAGCAGUGAUAAGUUUGUGAGUCCACUCAAGAGAAGACUCUUUGCGUUGAACGUAGAGCAGAACGGAUUCUUCAAGAACGAACAGUAUAUCCGUGACCCAGAGUCCAACAAGACAUACAAGGUGUCGCUUACAGGUGAAGAAAUUGACAUUUUGGAGCCCACCGUGUACAUCAAGUCGUACCGUAUCAAAUCGUCCAUGAAGAAAGCCACAGUGGUGAACAGAUUUGUGCGUGGGUACAACGUCAAGACUGCCAUUAACCAAUUGCAUUUCAACCCUAAAAAGAUGUCCACUGAGUUGGAGAAGUUCCUAAAGCGUGCACUUGGCCAGGCCAAGGAGGUUGGCAUUGACGAAGACGAAGCGUUUAUCCAAGCACUCUGGGUCGGUUCUGAUGGAGGGUGGAUCAAAAGACCCGAUAUCAAGGGCCGUGGACGUACAGGUGUCAUUCACCACCCAUACGUUCACUUAAAGGCUAUCCUCAAGGGCAGCCAAACCAAGCAGAGAAUUGCGUGGGAAAAGGCACAGAAACAGUUGGCAGCCAAGCCUAAACUGUUGUUAAACAACGAGCCUCUUAACUUCAAGGUUCACUCUUACUACAGAUGGUAA